Messenger RNA from Electrophorus electricus (electric eel), 3980 nucleotides. RefSeq names its product mahogunin, ring finger 1b (gene mgrn1b). The record is from RefSeq and is a predicted model, not a curated record. NCBI's taxonomy places the organism in Eukaryota, Metazoa, Chordata, Actinopteri, Gymnotiformes, Gymnotidae. Gene Ontology annotation, molecular function: ubiquitin protein ligase activity. Gene Ontology annotation, biological process: negative regulation of G protein-coupled receptor signaling pathway; protein ubiquitination; endosome to lysosome transport. Gene Ontology annotation, cellular component: nucleus; cytoplasm; plasma membrane.
GCACAGCCUAUCUCUUAAAUAGCUAGCACUUCCCGGUUUGUUGUUUUUUAGUGUUAGUGUCGUCUUUAAAGCGUACGUUAUCAUAAAAUAGGUGGCUCGCUACGAAAGUUUAUAGCCUCUACGAAUUUGCGUUUUUGGAAAGGCGAAGCUCCUUUCUGAGCUAUCUAAAAGUAGAUUGACCCUAGCUAUCUAAUUAUUGCGUUUGUAGCUAGCUGGCUUUACAAACUAGCUAAUUAGCCAGCUAGCAUAACGUUAACGUAAAUAUAGCUAGCUACGUGGGUAAAUGGCGAUUGAAUAGUUACUUGUCAUCUUUAAAUUAAACUAUUUAUCCAAUUGAACGUCAAGGAAAUAUCGUUUGGUAUUGGUUUUAAACCAUAGAAGCAAAUAACUACCCGACGUUGGCAUCUCUGUCCUUGUAAAUUGUCGCUAGCUCCCGCAAACAAUUUGCUCUCCUAACUAGUUAGCAAGCUAGUUAAGCGAGUAGUUCGGGUAGUGAAUCAUGGGCUCAGUCCUUGGUCGAAGGAUCGCUGGGGUGGAGGACAUUGAUAUUCAGGCUAACUCAGCAUACAGGUUUCCACCUAAAUCUGGGAAUUAUUUUGCUAGUCACUUCUUCAUGGGAGGUGAGAAAUUUGACACACCCCACCCUGAAGGUUACUUGUUUGGAGAAAACAUGGACCUCAAUUUCCUAGGCAACCGUCCUGUGCAGUUUCCCUAUGUGACCCCAGCACCUCAUGAACCAGUGAAGACAUUACGAAGCCUUGUUAACAUCAGAAAAGACUCUUUACGACUUGUCAGGUACAAAGAUGAUGGUGAUACACCCACGGAGGAUGGAGUGAAGCCUAAGGUUUUAUAUGGAGUGGAGUUCACCUUCGACUCAGACGCUCGAAUUGCUAUCACUGUCUACUGCCAGGCGUUUGAGGAGUUCACUAAUGGAAUGGCAAUUUAUAAUCCCAGGAAUCCUGUGAUGAUGUCUGAAACAGUGCACUACAAGCGGGGAGUGAGCCAGCAGUUUUCUCUGCCCUCCUUCAAGAUCAAUUUUUCUGAAUGGAAGGAGGAAGAUCUGAACUUUGAUUUGGACAGAGGUGUUUUCCCUAUAGUCAUCCAGGCCGUGGUGGAUGAAGGAGAUGAUUGCUUGGGACAUGCACAUGUGCUAUUGGCUGCCUUUGAGAAACAUGUUGAUGGCAGCUUCUCUGUGAAGCCCUUAAAGCAGAAACAAAUCGUGGAUCGGGUUAGUUACUUGCUCCAGGAGAUCUAUGGCAUUGAAAACAAGAACAACCAAGAGACUAAGCCAUCUGAUGAUGAGAAUAGUGACAACAGCAAUGAAUGUGUCGUGUGCCUGUCGGACUUACGUGACACACUCAUCCUUCCAUGUAGACACCUGUGUCUAUGUAACUCGUGUGCAGAUACACUGCGUUACCAGGCCAACAAUUGCCCCAUUUGCAGACUGCCAUUUCGAGCCCUGCUGCAGAUCCGGGCGGUGAGGAAGAAAGCCGGUGUUCUCUCCCCUGUCUCCUUCAGUCCCGUGCUGGCUCAGAGCAUGGAGCAUGACGAGCACUCUAGUUCUGACUCUGUUCCUCCCGGCUUUGAGCCCAUCUCACUAUUGGAGGCUCUGAACGGGCUCACCGCCAUCUCCCCCGGAGUCCCCUCCGCCCCUCUGUACGAUGAGAUCAACUUCUCGGGGAGCCUCAGCGGAGACAGUAGGCAACUGAGCUCUCCAGAACACUCUGGAGACAGCGGCCUUCAGAAGGGCAAAGUCAGCAAGUCGCCCGACAGCACCCUGCGCUCCCCCUCCUCACCCAUCCAGGAGGAGGAUGAGGAGAAGCUGUCAGAGUUGUCUGACACACAAGCCCACACCCUGCUGUCCAGUAGUCCCGCUCCUACUGAGGGCACGGCAGGAGAGGAUGCUCCUGACUCUCUGUCUCCAGAAGAUGAGGACAGGCUGAACUCGGAGGGGGAAAUUGGGCCUGACUGUAGUAGUGAGCACAGCAGCCUGACUAAAACUGAAAGUGAACCAACUGGUCUUUCGGGCUCCAUGGAGAGCCUGGACACUCAGGGCACGAGCUGUUCCAGCCAGCCUCUCCUGUGUCCCACCAGCGGUUUGCACAUGGAGGAUGAAUAAAGAACCAUAAACCCUCCCACUCCCCUUCCUUUCUGUGGAGCUUCUCCUAUCUGCGCCAGUGCCAGCCUCACUGCUCCUGACGCCCCCCCUCAGCUCCUCGUCAGAUGGGAUGUGUGUUCACGCCACCCUCGCUAAUUACAUCAAUCCUGCCUCCUGUCCAAGGUGUACUAGCUUUAAUGGCAAGUCAUGAAAAGAAAAGGUCUUGUAUUUCUUUGUUCCUUUUACCACUGGAUGAUUUUUUUUAAAUGUCUAUUUAUUUUAAAAUUCUGACAAAUUUACCAUAAAAAUAAACAGGCCAGCACAAAGCCAACUGCAGAGAUAGGAGAACAAUCUGUGUAUUUUGCCUGUUCUUUUUGUGGCAAGUGUUCUUUUGAGGCAAGUGUGGGAACAAUGAGGUGUAUCACAACAGACACCAUGCUAACCAGGUCUGGUUAAAGCACAUCUUAAUAAGCAGGAAGUCUCAGCAUUUCAGUCUUGAUGUCUUUAUGACUGUAAUCAGUGUUGAUAAUAAUAUAGAGGUGUGGUGUGAAUUAACACUUUGUGUAUACUACAGAUCUGUAACUUUGUGAAUUUCAUAUGAAGUAAUGUUUUAUAGGAAGUGUAUAAAUGUUUUGACUUUUUUUUUUCUUUCUUUUAUUAAUUUAAGAAUAGUUGCAAACGCAUGUGAUUGAGAGCUGGCCCCUGUGUGUUUGUAUCAUACAGGCAGAUGCUUACUUCAGUUUUCUGACCAAAUAAUGAUAUAGUGAAUUUACACCUCCAACAUAUGUUUUGUACAACAAACAAUGCACUACAUAAUGUGAAGUAUUUAUGAUCAUUCCUUAAAGUACCUUGUUUUAAGUUCUUUAUUUUACAAAUGAGAUUCCCUUCCUUUGGUCUACAGCUGAGAAAGUGUUUUAUGCAUGGUUGCAAAAGUGGUGGAUAUUGGAUCCUGUCUUAUAUUUCUGCCUUUACCAUUGCUAGUAGGCUUCUGUGCUUUGUAAAAGGAAAGAACUGCUUAAUGUGCACAUGCACUGAUGAGUAUACUCUCAGCAUGCAUUUAUUUCAUCAUUGCCCUUAUCUCAUCCAACCCAAAGCACCAUGACUUGCAGUGUUAAACUGUCUUGUAAAUGUAGCAUUAUGCAUAGAGGUAUACGUGCCUUUGAGCAAGAACAAAUGUUGCUACUUAAUCGUGCUUUGAGCUGUUCUUUUCCUCAGUUCUUGUGAUGGGGGAGCAUUUGGAAGCUAGAGAUAGGUGGGGGUUUUUGUUUUCUUUGUUUGCUUUGGGGGGGUUUUUGUUUUGUUUUUGCUUAUGGCAUAUGACCAUGCAUUGAACUAAGCUCUAAAGUUUGUAGUGUUUGUGUAGUAUGACUGGUUCUGAGAGUAUUUCUAAUGAUCUACCAAUGAAGGAUGAAUCUUUGACUAUUUAAAUAGGUACUAUAUUGGAUAAUGAAGCUAGUUAUUUGAUAUGUGUGGGUGUGUGUUUGAUACAGAUAUGUUUAGUGCAACAUAAUUUUGAGCGGAUCAAUAGAUUUAUGGUUUACUCAUAGAUGGUUGCUCUAUAAAUGUAUUUGAAACCUCAGAUAUGUAAUAUGCAAUAUCGAUUAGUGGCUUCUUAUUAAUUAUCAGACUAAACUCUGCAUGAUAUGUUGGUACUUAAUACAGCUCUUGGCAAUGGAAGAUGCUCACUUAUUUAUCUCCCUCUAAUAGUGUGCCAUUUCAACUUGAUCCACUGUGCCUUCUUGUUCCUUGUAAUAUUGGCCUGGUAUCCAGGAUGUUAACAUUGGGUCAGCCAUGGUUUUCAAGCUUAAGAUUAGCAUAUGUUCUGUCCAAAUGCAUAGUAUACUGCUGCAUGUGAAUACCAAUAAAACUAAUAUUAAAAGUA